Psilocybe cubensis is the source of this 1617-nucleotide messenger RNA. RefSeq lists its product as uncharacterized. Lineage: Eukaryota; Fungi; Basidiomycota; Agaricomycetes; Agaricales; Agrocybaceae. Gene Ontology annotation, cellular component: nuclear pore; nuclear pore central transport channel. Gene Ontology annotation, molecular function: structural constituent of nuclear pore; phospholipid binding. The transcript is spliced from 8 exons. Gene Ontology annotation, biological process: RNA export from nucleus; protein import into nucleus. Bases 1 to 1617 code for a protein of 538 amino acids. The record is from RefSeq and is a predicted model, not a curated record.
AUGAGUUUCUUCGGCAACAACACAGGUGGUGGUAUCUUUGGCAAUGCCGCCAACAACUCCAACACUUCCAACGCUACAACGACGCCCAAUAUUUUUGGAGGUGGCACUGGCGGUGGCAUAUUUGGUGGUGGCGCGUCAUCAAAUACAACUGGUGGAAACAUAUUUGGAGGUGCGAGCAACACGCAGCCAAGUACACCAGCGCCUAGCGGUGGUUUAUUUGGAGGAGGUGCGAAUACGACUACAACACCUGCGCCCGCAACUGGUGGACUGUUCGGCAACACUCAAAACAAUACCACAUCCACUCCAGCACAACCAGCUAGCCUAUUCAGCGUGAAUAACCCCAAUCCCCCUGCUGCUGGUACCGGUUUGUUUGGCUCAACAAACACUACGACGCCUGCCCCUGCGGCAUCCACAGGAGGGUUAUUUGGAAGUACCACAACCAAUACAACACCUUCAACUGGCGGUAUUUUCGGGGCAGCAAACAAUACAUCAAAUCCUACCACAACUACAUCAGCUAAUGCCUCAUCUGCCGCUCCCGCAUCACUUUUUAGCGUGAAACCUGGGCAGAGCCUGUUCGGUCAACCCAGUACCACUACCCCAACUAACACGGCUGGAACACCAGCUACAUCUUCCGCUGCACCUGCCGCUGGUGGAAUUUUUGGUCUGCCCCCCAAACCUGCGACCACUGGUGCUACCCCCACCGCAAAUCUUUUUGGCCAGAAGCCUACUACGACUCCGGAAGCAUCCAAUGCCAACAAGGAUACACCUGCGCCUGCUAGGGGUGGUUUAUUUGGUGGAUCUAGUAGCAAAGAGGGCGAAAAAAAGGACUCUGCUGCUCCAGCCGCACCAUCGCCUUUCGGUCUUUUUGGAGGUUCCAAACCAGCUGAAAAGAAGGAGGAGACACCAACUUCGACGACUGAAAAGAAAGACGCUCCUGCCACAAAUACCACGGCAGCUACCGCGUCCAUUGCUAUUGCACCUCCAUCAAUGCUGAGAGGCAAAUCCCUUGAAGAAAUUGUCAAUAGGUGGACUUCAGACCUGGAAACCCACAAGGCUGCCUUCAACAAAUACGCUGCAGAAGUAGCCGUUUGGGAUCGUGCUUUGAUUGAAAACGGCAACAAUAUUGCUGCCCUCUACAGCCACAUUCUAGCCGCUGAAAGGCAACAAAAUGACAUUAACGAAUCGCUCGAUCAUAUCGAGCAGCAGCAGAAGGAUCUUGCUUCUACCUUGGACGCGUACGAGAAAAUCUCGCAAGACAUACUUGGUGGUCAACUCAGAACGCUCGACACCGGCCCUGCCGACAACGAGCGUGAUCAAAAUUACAUGCUCGCAACGGACCUUCAUACCCAUCUUGACGACCUAUCAGGCUCCCUUACACAAAUGAUCGAGUCAGUAAAUGCUCUUUCAAUAGCCUCGAAACCAACCGAUUCGGCGGACGACCCCAUGUCGCAAAUCUCGCAGAUUCUGAGUAGCCAUCUGGAGAGUCUGCAGUGGAUAGAUGGUGCUGUUCGCGAGGUCGAGAACAAAACUAACGAGGUGGAACAACGUAUCAAGGAAUCGGGGCAUAAUUUGUCAGGUCCUGGAAAUAAAUCAAGAGGAUUUGGCCUUAAUCGUUAG